Molecule: messenger RNA, 4043 nt
Organism: Chara braunii
Lineage: Eukaryota; Viridiplantae; Streptophyta; Charophyceae; Charales; Characeae
Source: the annotation of a GenBank genome assembly
UGCCGCGUCAGCAGUGACCCGCCACCAUGACGGGCGCAGCUCUGGGCAUGCCAGGCCAACUGGCCAACGAGUCCAUUGACGAGUACAAACAGCGGUUCCAGACUCAGCUCGCACUGAUCGAGGCUGAGGAACAGCGCCAGGUGGCAGCCGAGGCUGUCCGCCUACAGGCUGAAGCAGCGGCAACAGCUGAGAAGCAGCGACUUCAAGCCGAAGCUGAAGCAGAUACCCAGGCACGCCGCAAGGAGGCCCAGGAUCUGCUACAGCGGCAUGAAGCCACUAGCAUCGAAAAGCUCAAGUUUUGGCACUUUGAACCAUCCGAGGGGCACGACGACGCAACACCGGAGGAGCAACACAAGGAAUUCAUGGCCAAGCUCGUGACCCGGUUGGUCUACACUUGUAAUCACCUGCAGUCCGAGUUGGCGAACCUCCAGCGGGCCGUACGGAACCACAAGGCUCAGCACGAGGAUGCAGCACGGGCACUUGAUUCCCGUGUACAGGACUUGGAGCAAACUGCACCAAGACCAGAGGCUGGCGAAUCCAGCAGUGCACCCUCUGGCCGCCAACUGGAGGAACGAGUUGAUCACGUAGUCGCAAUGCUCGGCGACAUCAGUACCUUCGCUGCACCAGCCACCAUCAGCAAUCAGCUGGACACCUUGAAGACCGAGGUUCAGCAACUGCACCAGCUGCCUAACAAGGAUGGCAACGCCGUGCAGCAGUACAAGAUACCGACAUUCCAAAUCAAGAAGUUCGAUGAUUAUACGGAUCAAGACCCGGUCCUUUGGUGGGAGGGCUUUACAACGCAACUUCGGAUUCUGUUCGUCGCCAAGCACGCGUACAUCGGUGCGUUGUUCCUCAACUCAAAGGGCGGAUGCCAGAUCUGGCUGAGCCACCUGGCAACCGUCCAUGGCAUCGACGUCGCAGAUCUGAAAGAUAAGAUCUCUUGGGAAGAGUUAACACGGCUAUGGAAGAAGCGGUUCAUCGUGGACGACGCCCCGACGCUCGCCAUCAUCCGCCUCUUCGCUAUGACGCAAGGCAACACAUCGACACGUGACUGGCUCACGGAAUGGCAAAAGAUCGCGGCAAAGCCCGAUCUUGACUUGCCAUUUUCGCAUUUGCGCUGUGAGUUCUACAACCGGUCAUGUGCCGCCUUGAGCCUGGCACUUGGUGAUCGCGAGCAAUACGCGACCUUCGCCGAAAUCAUCGACAAUGCAAGGGAGAUCAUCAAGACCAAUAGGGCAGCUGCACAUGAGAAAUCAGCAUGGCAGUCAACCUAUAUGGAGAAGGUGAAAACUGGUCCGCGGCCGCAGCAUGUCGUUGUAGUCCAAUCGGACAACAUUGUGGAAGACCCGGCAGUCACCCAAGCGUCACGUGAGGGAGAUCAGGUGGCUGCUGUCCAGCCGCGAAGCAACAACAAGUCACGAGGAAACGGGAAGUCAAAAACCGCAUCGCAGGCCGGAAACGGACAGCCAGCACCAUGGGUCAAGUUUCACUUGACCGAGGCGGAAUACAAGAAACUGAGUUCCGCGGGAGGUGAGGCGACUCCACCUCUCACUCCGCCAGAUUCGGCCGCCUUGCUAGCGGCCUCCUACACAUCUGGGGAGGAUGCGAAUGUCGCAAGUUCUCGGUAUACUUACGAGGACUAUGUUGUCCACUUGGUCCCACUGUUGGACCAACCACUCCACGUGCAACAAUCUACCGCAUGCACGGUUUCAUCACCAUCGGCAAUCGAUUCGGCAGCUUCGCCGCCAUCUAUCGUCGGGGAUUCAACGUCAUGGUCAAGACUUGAAGAGCUCAACCCGUUGACGUUUGCGGACUUCCAAUGGAUGCCCCUUCCCCGGUCCGGUCGAUUGCCGAAACCGCAUUGUAACGUGCUCAUGGCACAAUUGCGGGAUUACUUGCACACUGCAGUACCAACUCCGUUGAUGGACGCCGGAGUAGAGGUUGUCGACCUUCACGCCUACAUUGCGAAGAUCGACUGCGAGUUCAAGACACAACGGUACGACGACAUCGACGCACCAUUGUUAUAUGUACGCAUUCAGAUCAAAGAGACGACCUGCAGCGCUUUGAUCGAUUGCGGAGCAUCUCGCAACUACAUGAGCCGGGACUUUAUGGUACGCGUCGGUCUUGGCCCACACGUCCGGAGGAAGUCCCAACCGACGCAAGUCACACUGGCAGACGGUCACACGCACAAGUCAAUUGACCGGUGCAUUGAUGACGUCCCCGUGUACUUUGCCCCGCAUGCAAGCGAGGCGGUGUCCUUCGAUAUUUUGGACACCAAUUUCGACAUGAUCUUGCGCAUGUCAUGGCUGCGAAGCGAGGAUCACCCGGUGAACUUCUACCGCCGCACCGUUCACGUUCGUAAUCGGAACGGAGUACUAGUUCCAUACACGGUAGCUCCUCCUCACCCUUCAAUCAGCUGCCACGUGGUGUCCGCCACAAGCAUGCGAGCUUCCAUCAUUAGAGACGACAUCGAGGAGAUGGGGGUGUGUUUUCUCCAUGCCCUCCCGCCCCAUGACGCUUCAUCGACGGAAUCAUCUUGGGACCCACGCAUCACCGAACUUCUCGACGCCUACGGCGACGUGUUCGAAGGCCCGCACAGAGUAGUACCGGAUCGUCUCAUCCACCACGAGAUCAUCCUCGAGGACGGGGCUGUACCUCUGCGCGGUUGCAUCUACCGAAUGAGCGAGGAAGAGUUAAGUGUGUUACGGCCACAACUCGACGACCUUCUGGAGAAAGGCUGGAUUCGGCCUAGCUCAUCGCCAUACGGUGCCCCCGUUCUCUUCGUCCAGAAGAAGAACAAGGAUUUGCGGUUGUGCAUCGAUUAUCGCAAGCUCAAUGCGCAAACAAUCAGAAACGUCGGCCCUCUUCCACGCAUCGACGACCUUCUCAAACGGCUGGGAGGCGCCAAGUUCUUCUCCAAGCUUGACCUCAAGUCGGGAUAUCACCAACUCGAGAUUCGGCAGGAGGACCGCUACAAAACCGCGUUUAAGACGCGAUAUGGGGAUUUCAAAUGGCUGGUUAUGCCAUUUGGCCUUACGAAUGCCCCGGCCACUUUCCAAGCGACUAUGACAACGGAGUUCCGACACAUGCUAGAUCGAUACGUACUUAUCUACAUCGACGACAUCCUGGUGUACAGUCGGAGUUUGGACGAGCAUGUGGAACACCUGCGCACCGUUUUGGAGCGGCUACGACAAGCCAAGGACAAAGCCAACCGCGACAAGUGCGAAUUCGCGCGGCAGGAGCUGGAGUACUUGGGACAUUAUGUGAUGCCUCAAGGCAUCCGUCCGCUUGCGGACAAGAUCGAGGCCCUACGCGUAUGGCCCGAGCCCACCAACACCACGAACGUCCGUUCAUUCAUGGGGUUGGCAGGCUAUUGUCAGCGAUUCAUCACCGGGUACUCAAGGAUUGUUGCACCUAUGACGAGAUUACAAUCGCCAAAGGUGCCAUUCGUAUUCGAUGACGAUGCAUGCCGGUCAUUCCAAGCACUUAAGACGGUCAUGCUCAUGGCACCCGUCCUUAGCAUCUAUGACCCCACCCUGCCUAUGAGAGUAACAACUGACGCUUCCGGCUAUGGCAUUGGGGCAGUCUUGGAACAACAUGACGGCGACGACCGGCACCCUGUGGAGUAUUUCAGCCACAAAGUGCUUGCCAUCAAUUCGCUUGAUGAUGCAAGGAAGAAGGAGCCGCUCGAGUUCGUGAUGGCUCUCAAGCGAUGGCGGCACUUCCUCCUUGGGCGUCGUAGGUUCACAUGGGUCACGGACAACAACCCAUUGGCCUACUACAAGUCGCAGGAUACGGUGAGCAGCACGAUCGGACGAUGGAUGUACUUUAUUGACCAAUUUGACUUCACACCGAAACAUCUUCCCGGCCUCUCCAAUCGCGCAGCAGAUGCACUCUCGAGAAGACCUGAUCUUUGCGCUAUGACACAUCAUGCCUUCGCAUUCGACGAGGAACUCCAGCAACACUUCAUCUAGGGCUAUGAGUCUGAUCCGGACUUCGCCACGUUGUAUGCACAGCUAUCUUCGGAUCAUCCGCCGGCCAGC